AUGAAGUCGUCCAUCGUUGCUGUCUCGUCGCUGCUCGUGCUUGGCCUCGCGGCGACGCACGGCCUGCAGCUCUCGGCGCAAGAGAAGAAAGACCUCAAGGCCGAGAUUGAGGCGUGGAAGAAGAGCCGCGCCGGCCAGCUCGCGGCCAAGAACGGUUUCUUGCCGGAGCCGUCCAACUUGGAGUCGGGCGAACUCGACGACGGCAGCGAAGAAAUCGAGCGCUUUGCCCACACCAAGCAGGUCGUCGCGGAGCUCAACAAGAAGCACCCGCACGCCAAGUUUUCGACCGACAACCAGUUUGCGCUCAUGACCGACGACGAGUUUGCGGCCUUUGUGAAAGGCUCGUUCAGCGCGUCCAAGCCCAAGCGCCAGCUCCGCGCCGACGACGUGCAGAUGACGCUCUCGGAAGCGCAGCAGGAGGCCGCCGGCGUCGACUGGACCACCAACAAGUGCAUGUCGCCGGUGCGCAACCAAGGCACGUGCGGUUCAUGCUGGACGUUUUCGUCGGUCGGCGCGGUCGAGUUUGGCCACUGCCUCAUGACCGGUCAGCUCGUCGACUUUUCCGAGCAGCAGCUCGUGAGCUGUGCGUCGAACGCCGGCAACGGCUGCCAGGGCGGCUGGCCCGACAAGGCGCUCGACUACAUUGCCCAGAACGGCCUUUGCACCGAGUCGGGGUUCCCGUACGCGUCCGGCAGCUCCAACCAGAACGGUCAGUGCAAGAACUGCCAAAAGACCAAGGUCAACGUCGGCAAGUCGGUCAACGUCCAAGGCGAGAGCUCGCUGCAGUCGGCGCUCGACAAGCAGGUGGUCUCGGUCACGGUCGAGGCCGGCAACAACGUGUGGCGCAACUACAAGAGCGGCGUUGUCCAGAGCUGCCCCGGUGCACAGUCGGACCACGCCGUCCUCGCGGUUGGCUAUGGCUCCAAGAACGGUGUGAACCACUUUAAGAUCAAGAACUCGUGGGGUACGGGCUGGGGCGAAGGCGGCUACAUCUACUUGCAGCGCGGCGUCGGUGGCCGCGGUAUGUGCAACGUCGCCAACGGCGUGUCGUACCCGUCGCUCCUCGGCAAGCCGUCCGAGUCGCCGUCGCAGCCGACCUCCAAGCCGACGUCCAAGCCGACCUCCAAGCCACAAAACGCGUGCAACGGCUGCUCUGGCUGCUACUACCCGGCGGCGACGCAGUGUUUGACGCCCGACUACGACAAGAACUACUGCGAGUACCUCGCGCCGCAGUACGGCACCAAGUGGUGCGGCGCCUAAGCUGAUCCUCGUUCACGUGUACUAGUAAAAACCAAAGCAAAUAUGAUGUCGUGAUGUUGAAUGCAA
This is a messenger RNA of Saprolegnia parasitica CBS 223.65, 1326 nucleotides long. RefSeq lists its product as hypothetical. Gene Ontology annotation, cellular component: lysosome. The transcript has a single exon. Lineage: Eukaryota; Oomycota; Saprolegniomycetes; Saprolegniales; Saprolegniaceae. The record is from RefSeq and is a predicted model, not a curated record. Gene Ontology annotation, molecular function: cysteine-type endopeptidase activity. The coding region runs from base 1 to 1260 and encodes 419 amino acids.